AUGGCCUCUCGCACCACCGGCCGCAUCUUCAGGCGCCUCGGAUACCUCUCCGUCGCCGGCGCGGCCGCGGGCGGCACAGUCUACUUCAUCUACCGCCCGCGCGAAGUGCCCGGGCUCGACGCCGCGUCCGUGCCGCCUCCCACCUACGGCGAAGGCGGUGUUUUCCGCCCUCCUCACUUCCCGCAAGUCAAGAGCCGUGCGGAGCAGAUUGCGGAUUUGAAGGCGAGUGCCGGCGGCUCGUUCCAGAAGGCGAAGAGUAAUAUUCUUGGUGUGCUUGGUGGAGGGGAGUCGGAGGGGGAUGCGGCGAAGGGUGCUGCUGCUGCUGCUGCUGGUGGUGGGGAGGAGGGGGAUCCGUAUGAUUUACUUGUCAUUGGAGGCGGGGCGACGGGCACUGGUAUUGCGCUUGAUGCUGCGUCGCGAGGACUGAAAGUCGCUCUUGUAGAGCGGGAUGAUUUCGCUUCCGGGACCAGCAGCAAGAGCACCAAGCUCGUGCACGGCGGCGUGCGGUAUCUCGAAAAAGCGGUCUGGCAGCUGGACUACAACCAGUACAAGCUCGUCAAAGAAGCGCUGCGCGAGCGCCGCUACUUCCUCGACACCGCGCCGCAUCUCUCCUCCUGGCUGCCGAUCAUGAUCCCCGUGGAGAAGUGGUGGCAGGCGCCGUACUUCUGGGCGGGCACCAAGGCGUACGACUUCCUCGCCGGCUCGGAGAAUAUCGAGAGCUCCUACUUUCUCACGCGCAGCAAGGCGCUCGAUGCCUUUCCCAUGCUGAAGAAGGACAAUCUGUGGGGCGCGUGCGUGUACUACGAUGGCGCGCAUAACGAUUCGCGGAUGAAUAUUUGUCUGGCGAUGACGGGGGCGUUGUAUGGGGCUACGAUGGUGAAUUAUAUGGAGGUUACGGGGCUGGAGAAGGAUGCUCAGGGGAAACUGUGUGGGGCGAAGGUGAGGGAUUUGGUCGAUCAGAAGGAUGGCAAGACGCCGCAGGAGUUCUCGAUCAAGGCAAAGGGCAUCAUCAAUGCUACCGGGCCGUUCACGGACGCCGUCCGCAAGAUGGACGAUCAGUCGGUCGAAGAGAUUGUUGCGCCCAGCUCGGGAGUGCACGUUGUGUUGCCUGGAUACUACUCUCCCGCCGAUAUGGGGCUCAUUGACCCGGCGACAUCCGAUGGCCGCGUAAUAUUCUUCCUGCCGUGGCAAGGGAACACGAUUGCUGGAACCACCGACUCACCCUGCGACAUCAAGCAGAAUCCCGUUGCCAAGGAGGAAGAGAUUGACUGGAUCCUGAAAGAGGUCUCCAACUACCUACAACCCGAGAUCAACGUCCGCCGAGGAGACGUGUUAGCCGCAUGGUCCGGCAUCCGCCCCCUCGUCCGCGACCCCAAGAAAGCCGCAUCCGAAGGCCUCGUACGCAACCACCUCGUCACCACCUCGCCAUCCGGCCUCAUCACCAUCUCCGGCGGCAAAUGGACCACCUACCGGCAAAUGGCGGAAGAAGCAGUGGACGAAGGCAUCAAAGAAUUCCACCUGCAAACCCAGCACGUGUCCAACCCGCCGCUCGUCAGCGGGGUGGAGGGCUUCCACGAAGACAUCACCCUCGACGGCAGCUGCAAAACGCACAACGUGCGCCUCAUCGGCGCCCACGGCUUCUCCAAAACCCUCUUCAUCAACAUCAUCCAGCACUUUGGCGUCGAGACCGACGUCGCUAAGCAUCUGACUGCGUCGUACGGCGAUCGCGCCUGGACUGUUGCCUCCCUCUGCGCCCCCACCGGCUCCCGCUUCCCCGUCCGCGGCGAACGCAUCUCCCCGCUCUACCCCUAUGUCGACGGCGAAGUGCGCUACGCAGUACGCCACGAGUACGCGCAGACAGCCGUCGACGUGGUCGCGCGCCGCACCCGUUUGGCCUUUUUGAACGCGCAGGCGGCCCUCGAAGCCCUGCCCAAGAUUAUCGAUCUCAUGAGCGAGGAGCUGAAGUGGAGCAAAGCGCGCCGGGCGCAGGAGUGGACGGAUUCCAUGCAGUACUUGGAGAGCAUGGGUUUGCCGAAGAGCAAGUUGGGGCUGUCGCGGGAGGAUGUGGAGGCGGGGCGGGUGGGCAAGUAUACGGAUGAGGAGUUUGGGUUGUAUGCGAGGAAUGAUAAACCGGAUGAGAUGCUGGCUUCGGAUGCCAAGUUUAUUUCGGGGCGGAAUCCUACUAUGGGACAGGAUUCGGCGGCGAAUAAGUAA
Neohortaea acidophila is the source of this 2214-nucleotide messenger RNA. Its product is annotated as FAD dependent oxidoreductase-domain-containing protein. Gene Ontology annotation, molecular function: glycerol-3-phosphate dehydrogenase (quinone) activity. The coding region runs from base 1 to 2214 and encodes 737 amino acids. The record is from RefSeq and is a predicted model, not a curated record. The transcript is spliced from 2 exons. Lineage: Eukaryota; Fungi; Ascomycota; Dothideomycetes; Mycosphaerellales; Teratosphaeriaceae. Gene Ontology annotation, cellular component: glycerol-3-phosphate dehydrogenase (FAD) complex; mitochondrion. Gene Ontology annotation, biological process: glycerol-3-phosphate metabolic process.